GACUGUAGUCUGUCCCUCAUUGGUCAGUGAGCAUAACAGACUGUAGAAUGCUGUUUGAAGUUGCUCUCUGAUGUCAUAAAGGACUAAAGGCCACAGGGUGUGAAGUCAUAAAGGUGAGGGUACAGAUGAUUCCGUCACACUGACGUUUCACAACAUUCUGUGUGGAGCCGCGAAGAGGACAGCCGCUACAAUGAGCUGCCUCUGGUUCUGGUGCUGCCGAGUCCAUGAGGACGAGGCAGACACACAGCGUGAGAGAAAGGAGGAGCAGAGUAAGAAGAGAAAGAGAGGAAAGAAGGAGAGGAGUGGAAGGUGGAAGAUUCAGUGGAAGAAAGAGAGGAAGAACAACAUGAACAAAGAAGAAACAGAAGAAAGCCAAACAAACCAGCAGCCAGCAAAGGUGGAGGAAGAGGCCGAUGUUCUGGACCUGCCAGUAGGCCUCGUGUCCGGCAGCCUUGACAGUGUUUCGGCUGAGACGCUGGAGAACACGGCACCUCCACUACAGGAGAACCUCACUGGAGAGAUGGAGGAAACCAUAAAACAUCUCAUGAAAACGCUGCUGGAUGAGGUUGAGGCAAACAUGGAGCAGCUUCUGAGAGAACCAGUGAAGAGUCUGCUGAGCGCUGAGUCUGAGGCCGUUAGAGAUCUGACAGAGGUUCUCCUAGAAGAUGCUGAACCUCACAGCACAGAUCCAGGUGAGGAAAGGAAAUCAAUACCUGAUAUCAGGAAAACGACACAGCUGGAAAACCUGACUGUAUUUAUUCAUGAUGAAGCUGAGGAGGAGAUGAAGAUGAUGAUGAUGAUGGCUGAUGAGGCAGAGGCUGAAGCCAUCGAAGCACUCAUGGACAUCGACCUGAACGAGACUGAGAAGGAACCUCUGGAGAAACAUCUGGAUCAUCUAGUGAGCUCCAGUGAUGAUGAAGCUGAAGCCAUCAGAGAGCUCCUGGAGGUCCAGCUGGAGGAAGAGGUCUCAGAGAGUGUCCAGCCUCUGGCAGAAAAUGAGACGAUGAUGACGACGAUGAUGAUGGUGGUGGAUGAAGCCGAGGCAGAAGCCACCAAGGAGCUCGUGAGCACCCACCUGGAGGACACUGAGCAGUCAGAAUCCAACAACGAACCCAUGGACAUAAACCUGGAUGACACUGAGGAGAAACCUCUGGAGAAACAUCUGGAUCAUCUAGUGAGCUCCAAUGAUGAUGAAGCUAAAGCCGUCAGUGAGCUCCUGGACAUCCAGCUGGAGGAAGAGGUUUCAGCAAGUGUCCAGCCUCUGGCAGAAAAUGAGACGAUGAUGACGACGAUGAUGAUGGUGGUGGAUGAAGCCGAGGCAGAAGCCACCACAGAACUUGUGAGCACCCACCUGGAGGACACUGAGGAGUCAGAAGCCACCAAUGAACCCAUGGACAUAAACCAGGAUGACACUCAGGAGGAACAUCUGGAGAAACAUCUGGACGAAAUGGAUAUAAAGAAGAAAGAGCCUCCUGAGGAAGAUGCUGAGAACAAAAAGAGAAACAUCAGGAGAGGAACGAGAGGAAAAGGACGCAGGAUCGGCUACGAAAGAGACAACAAUCCACAAGACGGUGACAAGAAUGAGAUCAGAGUAUCUGCUCACAGAACAGGAGCAGAGGGGCUCAGGGGUCAAUGCAGAAAUGAUCAAGAAGAGAGAAAGACCCCACCAGAGACCCCGAGACCCAAAACACAUCCUCCUCAGCAGAGGACGAUGGAGAGACACGAGGAUAAGAGAGAACAUCCUCACUGGAAAAGAGAACAGAGAACCCAACAAGGCUUUUCUGAGAGACGUUCUUCUGGACAGAGGGACAACAGAAAGAACUGGGGUGACGAACGCAGGCAGGUGUUCCACCCCAGACGAGUGCAGGAACAGACGGAGAGAAGAUCUGACCGAAAUGACAGCCGAGUAUCUGCACAAAGAGGAGGAGCAGAGGGGCUCAGGGGUCAAUGCAGAAAUGAUCUAGAAGAGAAAAAGACCCCACCAGAGACCCUGAGACCCAAAACUCUUCCUUAUCAGCAAAGGAAGACAGAGGAACAUGGAGAGCCGAGAGAACAUCCUCACUGGAAAAGAGGACAGAGAACCCAACACGUCGUUGUUCCAAGAGGUUCUUCUGGACAGAAGGACAACAGAAGGAACUGGGAUGAUGAACGCAGGCAGGUGUUCCGUCCCAGACGAGAUCAGGAACAGACAGAUAGAAGAUCUACUGCAGUGACCGACUCCUUCACAGCAUUGCGGACAGGAGAGAGAGAGAGAAGAACCAGAGAAGAUCCUAGAGUGGAGUCCACUCCUCCACGGACAGAGAGGAACGGAGGAAGAGAGAGACGUGGAGGAGAACGGAGAGUGAGGAGACCCCAUUGGUGGCAGCAUGACGAUCGAUAGAGAGAACCUGAGGGAGACAGAGAGAACCUGAGAGAGAGACAGAAACCCUGAGAGAGAGA
Molecule: messenger RNA, 2439 nt
Organism: Colossoma macropomum (tambaqui)
Lineage: Eukaryota; Metazoa; Chordata; Actinopteri; Characiformes; Serrasalmidae
Product: plectin-like
Exons: 9
Coding region: 191-2380 (729 amino acids)
Source: RefSeq, a predicted model, not a curated record